AUGAAGUGGGCUUUGGAUUCACUUCUGCCUGGUUCCCGUCAAUUCAAGUGCCAUCGAUUCAAGAUUCCGGGCAAAGAUCUUGAGGUUAAGCUCUCCCUUGAACAUCAGAAAGCUUUCUUUGCUGGUUUUGAGUGCUGCGGUUCUGUUUGGGGCUGUCCGCUGUGCGCCCCUAAGAUCACAGAACGGCGUCGAGUCGAGGUUAAUGAUGGUAUGGUUAAGGCUCAAGAACUCGGCCUCAAGGUUAUGUUGGCAACUUUUACAGUUCCGCAUGGUCUUGGUGAUGAUGUUGACUUGAUCCGUCAUCAAAUGAUGCAGGCUUGGCGUAAAGGAACCGACUCAAGAGCCGGAAAAGCCAUGCGCAAAAGCAUAGGCUUGAAUGGUUAUAUUCGGGUUGUAGAGGUCACUUAUGGCCAGAAUGGUUUUCAUCCUCACAUGCAUGUUUUGUUAUUCCUCAACACAUCAUUGACGCCACAACAGGUCCAGCAAUCUUGGUAUCCUAUUUGGCUUGACGGUUGCCGUAAGUCUGGCCUUGAUGAUCCGUCAGAGGCCCACGGCGUCAAAGUGGACGAUGGCAGCCAUGCUGCAAAUUACGUAAGCAAGUGGGGCCUCGAUUCUGAAUUAACCAAGGGCCAUCUGAAAAAAGGUAGGGCCUCCGUUAAUCCAUGGGACUUGCUCCGGAUCCAUACUUUUGGACUUGAGCACCGCGCUAUAAAUUCAGACCUUACAGACACAGCCAGAACAUUAGAAAUCGACAAGGAUCAGGCUGGCCGCCUGUUCCUCGUCUUUUUUCGGGCCUUUCGAGGAUCCCGGCAACUUUACUGGUCCAACGGCCUGAGAGCCCUUCUAGGGCUGAAGGCCGAAGUAACCGACCAGCAACUAGCAGAGGAGGAAAUGGACACUGCCGCAGCGUUACUAGCGACCUUAACGGACUUGCAACGGCUCGACUUG
This is a messenger RNA of Nelumbo nucifera (sacred lotus), 948 nucleotides long. NCBI's taxonomy places the organism in Eukaryota, Viridiplantae, Streptophyta, Magnoliopsida, Proteales, Nelumbonaceae. The record is from RefSeq and is a predicted model, not a curated record.